UCACGCUGUCUGUGCUGCAGCCAGGAGGUGCUUGGGGGGGUCGGAUGUGGGGAUGCAGGAACGUGGGCACAGGAGAAUGGUUACCAACAGGUGUCUGGGAUGGAGCCUCGAGGUGCUGGAGUCGCCUUGGUGUGAGUGUGGGGAGGUGGGCAGCCCAUGUGUGAAGGCGCAGUGGGUGGCUGGUUUCCUGCCACGGUAAUCACUGCUAAUUGGCUUUGCCCUCCCCUGGGGGGUGGGGGGGGGGCAGGUAAGAGGAUUUCCUGGCCUCCUUCUUAAGAGCUGGUUGACCCCCAGCCCUGCUCCUGCUACCACCACCAACUCCCGGCCCCAUGCCACGCUCUCGGGGGGAGAAGGGGGCCCCCAGGAACACCGAAGCCUCUGGCAAAGGGAAGCGGGGGGAGGUGGGCGAGAGUCCCCCUAAAGCCCCCGAGGUGGGCGGCCCCCCCGGCAGCCCCGACGCCGAAUUCCGGCACGGAGGCCAUGGGAGGAAGAACAGCAAGAAAGGGGCCGGGGACCCCCAGGCUGCCAGCACCAAGGCGUACUCACCGUUCCUCAACACGGUGUUUGGCAAGGAGCGGGAGCUGUCGCCGGAGGAGCUGGACGAGCUGCUGGAUGCCUUCAAGGAGUUUGACACCGACCAGGAUGGCUUCAUCAGCUACAAGGACUUGGGUGCCUGCAUGCGCACGCUGGGAUACAUGCCCACCGAGAUGGAGCUCAUCGAGAUCUCCCAGCACAUCAAGAUGAGGAUGGGUGGCCGUGUGGACUUCGAGGACUUUGUGCAGAUGAUGGGGCCAAAGCUGCGGGAGGAGACGGCUCAUAUGGUGGGCGUCAGGGAGCUGAAGAUUGCCUUCCGUGAGUUCGAUGUGAAUGGGGACGGGGAGAUCAGCAGCGCAGAGAUGCGUCAGGCCAUCGCGGCGCUGCUGGGAGAGCAGCUGAAGGCACAGGAGGUCGAUGAGAUCCUGCAGGACGUGGACCUCAAUGGGGACGGCCGCGUAGACUUUGAUGAGUUCGUCAUGAUGCUGUCCUCCCGGUAACGAAGCUGUGAGGCAGGAGAGGUCCCAGGGCUGCCUCCUCUCCCCAGCCCUGCUCCAGCCAUCAGCAGGGCUCACAGCAAAUGGUGGGGGGCCCCCAAUAAAGCUGCUUGCUCAGACCUUCA
This is a messenger RNA of Coturnix japonica (Japanese quail), 1156 nucleotides long. Its product is annotated as calcium-binding protein 2. The record is from RefSeq and is a predicted model, not a curated record. NCBI's taxonomy places the organism in Eukaryota, Metazoa, Chordata, Aves, Galliformes, Phasianidae. Gene Ontology annotation, molecular function: calcium channel regulator activity; calcium ion binding. Gene Ontology annotation, cellular component: cytoplasm.